This is a messenger RNA of Dioszegia hungarica, 2688 nucleotides long. RefSeq names its product helicase C-terminal domain-containing protein. The coding region runs from base 1 to 2688 and encodes 895 amino acids. Gene Ontology annotation, cellular component: nucleus. The record is from RefSeq and is a predicted model, not a curated record. Gene Ontology annotation, biological process: nucleobase-containing compound metabolic process; establishment of sister chromatid cohesion. Gene Ontology annotation, molecular function: DNA helicase activity; DNA binding; ATP binding. The transcript has 14 exons. Lineage: Eukaryota; Fungi; Basidiomycota; Tremellomycetes; Tremellales; Bulleribasidiaceae.
AUGGUCGAUGGAGAGCCUCCUCUCCCUGCCCUGCCUGUACCGGAGACCUUUCCCUUUCCUUAUCCGCAACCAUACGAGAUCCAGCUGGAUUUGAUGCGGACCGUCUUUCGCGCGAUUGAAGAGCGAAAGAUUGCGAUACUCAUGUGUUUCCAGGUUGAAUCUCCGACGGGGACCGGCAAAUCCUUGACCCUGCUGACCUCUACCCUCUCCUGGCUGGCUGCCAAUCGCAGACGGCUGGAUCAAGCUGCUGAGGACAGCUUGCGACUUCGCCUCACCGCAGACGACCCUGACGAUCCACCAUGGGUGAUCGAGCACGCCCUCAAGUCUCGCUUAACCGACCUCAGAGCCGCCCAAGAAGUACAGCGGACUCGCCUCGCUGAAGCUCGGGAGAAGGAACGGCAGCGGCGGAAGAAGGCAACAGGGGCGUUCAGAGGAGCGAAGCGGGUCAAGGUGGACCAUGAUACCGUGGUCGGGGCAGGAGACAAGGGCGAUGAGGAGUUCAUGCCGGAGGAUACUGCAGGCGGGGAUGGGACAGGCGUAGAUACGGAAAGCGAGGGAGGGAACUUGUCCAAGGAGGUCAGGGCGCUCAUGGCUAAAUAUGAGUCUGGACGGCCGAAGAUGAUCGAGGUGGAGAAGGAAGACGAUGUACCCAAGAUCUACUAUACCUCACGUACCCAUACUCAGCUUCGACAGCUGACAGCCGAGCUUCUGAAGACAUCCUUCCCUGCUAAGAUCGACUCCAACGAUCGACCAUCCAUGUCACGGACCACCUCAACCAUCCCGGACGCCGCGAAGGAAGAGGAAGAAGGAGUCAGCCUUGUCCCGCUCGCUUCACGUCGGCAGCUCUGCAUCAACCCAAAAGUGCAGGCGUUAGGCAAGAAGAGCGGGGACGAGCGGAUGAACGAGGCCUGUCUGGACAUGCAGAAGAGCGGGUCUGGCGGGCGGUGUGACUUUUUGCCAAAGAAGGAUGAUGAGGCGGGGAUGCUGGAUAUGCGGGAUGCGGUACUUGUGAGUGUCUCCGAUAUCGUGGCUUUAGGGAAGGAGACUUGUGUAUGCCCUUACUACGCUACUCGAAGGGCCGUCAGACAGUCACAGCUGGUCACUCUACCUUACAACCUCCUCCUUCAGAAGAAUGCCCGCGAAGCCCUCGAUAUCGAUCUCACGGACCAGAUCAUCGUCAUCGAUGAAGCGCAUAACCUCAUCGACACCCUCAUCUCUAUCCACUCUACCAUCCUCACCGCCUCGCACAUCUCCCAAGCUACAUCCCAACUCACACAAUACCUCGCCCGCUUCCGCACGCGCUUAAAACCCGUACACGCCCUCUGGAUCCGGCAGACUUUAUCAGUCCUCUCCGGCCUCGAGAGGAUCUGUACCGCUUUUGCGACGGAGUCGAGCAAAGACAAGGGGAAGGCGGGCGGGGAGAUGCUGGAUACGAUCCAGCUGAUGAGUCGGCUAGGGGGCUCGAAUGACCAGGUGAACUUGCUGGAGAUGGUCAAGUACUUGAGGGAGAGUAAGCUAGCUAGGAAAGUUAGCGGGUUCGCGGAGAAGACGGCAGAAGAGGUAGCAAAAAAAGGCAAGACCGUCAGCAACUCAGCAGUAAAACACGCCUCGAUAGCCGCCUUUCAUCAAGUCGAGGCAUUCCUCUUAUCCCUCACGGACGCACGGGAUGAUGGACGGAUCAUCCUAUCUACGGAAGACCGAGGAGGAAAGCCGACCGUCACGAUGAAGUACAUGCUCCUCAACCCGGCCGAACGAUUCAAGGAGGUGGUUGAGUCAGCGCGAUGCGUGAUCCUGGCCGGCGGGACGAUGGAGCCUAUUAGCGACUUCAUGUUGCAGCUCUUCCCCUCCAUCCCUCGGGACCGCUUCUCGACCCUGUCCUGCUCUCAUGUCAUCCCGAAGCAUAACCUCCUCACUCAGGUGGUACCGAUGGGACCGAGGAAGAUGGACUUUGAGUUCAAAUUUGCGAAUCGAGGGGAUGAACAGUUGCUUGCAGAACUUGGCGCCGUGAUUGGUUCGACGAUCGGCCUCGUACCAGACGGUGUCGUGGUGUUCUUGCCAUCGUACGCGUUUCUCGACAAGGUCAAGGCGGUCUGGGGCAAGUCUGGGCUCCUGGAACGGCUCAGCCAGAAGAAGCAGAUCUUCUACGAACCCCAAACGUCUUCCGAAGUCGAUCAGACCCUGCGAGACUAUGCACACGCUAUCACUUCCACCUCGACCUCAACUUCUUCGCCUAUCAGUAGCGCCACUACCCCACUCAAGUCCACCACCAAAGGAGCCCUGCUCUUCGCUGUGGUCGGUGGCAAGCUGUCCGAGGGUAUCAACUUCUCGGACAAUCUCGGGCGAUGCGUUAUCAUGGUCGGUUUGCCAUUUGCGAACAUGGGCUCUGUGGAGUUGAAAGAGCGGAUGAAGUAUGUCGAGGGAUUACCUGGGGCCGGUAAGGACGCGGCGAGGGAGAUGUACGAGAAUCUGUGUAUGCGCGCCGUCAAUCAGUCCAUCGGACGCGCGAUCCGGCAUGCCAACGACUACGCUACGAUCCUGCUCGUCGACAAGCGGUAUGCUACGCACCGGAUCCGCUCCAAGCUGCCCAAGUGGAUCGGGGAGGACGUGCAAGUACCGCAGGACUUUGCUGGGGUGGCCAAGGGGAUCGCUGCGUUCUUCAGGGAGAAGCGAGAGAGGGGAUUGCGGUGA